This is a messenger RNA of Anoplopoma fimbria (sablefish), 1392 nucleotides long. RefSeq names its product bone morphogenetic protein 10-like. Gene Ontology annotation, cellular component: extracellular region. Gene Ontology annotation, biological process: BMP signaling pathway; SMAD protein signal transduction. The record is from RefSeq and is a predicted model, not a curated record. Lineage: Eukaryota; Metazoa; Chordata; Actinopteri; Perciformes; Anoplopomatidae. Gene Ontology annotation, molecular function: growth factor activity; cytokine activity.
AUGAGCAUUUCAGUCUUCUCCAACCUUGGAUUUAUCCGCUCUCUCAACGUCCUGCUUCUGAUGUUGACUGGUUUGAGCUUGAGCAGUCCCAUCAGGCCUCCUGAAAACCUUCACAGGGUAUCAGUCGGUAGGGUUGUGGGUGAUAAUCCGCUACUUGAUGCACAGCACUUUCUGAGCCAGUUUCUGUCCACGAUAAACCUGACGGAGCUGAGGCCCCAGACCAGGCCUCUCGCCGCCCGCCAGGAGCCACCAGAGUACAUGCUGGAGCUCUACAACCGAUUUGCCUCUGACCCCACUGCUGUGCCCUCAGCCAACAUUGUGCGCAGUUUCAAGAACGAAGAUUUCUCACCAGACAGUAUAACGACCAGAGGUGUAAGGAUAUUCCCCCUGCUAUUCAACAUCUCAAUGAGCCACCAUGAGCACAUAACAAUAGCUGAGCUGAGCCUUUUCACCCUGUUCCAGAAGGCCCUAAGACCAAAUGCUGGCAUUGACUGCAAGGUGACCAUCUACGAAAUACACAAGGGCGUUGUUUGGACCAAAGAGGUGGGGAAAGAAGGGAGAAGGAGGGAUACAGAGGAGGUGGUGGAGACGAAGGAUUUGGAGGAACUGGUGACAAAGCAUAUCCGUGCCAAAGAUAACAGCUGGGUGUCGUUUGAUCUGACUCAUGUGGUCGCACUCUGGUGGAAGUCAGGGUGUGCAACUCACAGACUGGAGGUUCAUAUUGCAAGUCUGGGGUCAGAAGAGGAAAGGGCGGAACAAGAGGUCACAGAGCAGGGCGAGAGGUUGGUCGAGGUUGCCAUCAACAGGAGCUUUGAGGGGAAACACAAUGCAGUUUUGAUCGUAUUCUCAGAUGAUCAGAGUAGAGACCACAAACAGGAUAAGCAAGAGCUCAACCAGAUGAUUGAGCACGAGAAUGACCUUCCUGAAAACGUGGGCCGGAGCCAACAGGCUUUCUGGGGGCACGGUAAUCACAACGCUGGCUACGUCGACCAGGACGAGCGGGACAAACAGUCUCUCGUGCAGCUGCAGUCCAACCUUAUCUAUGAACCCCCCCGAAUCCGUCGCAAUGUUAAGAGCGAGCCGUGCAAGAGGACCCCACUCUUUGUGGAUUUUAAAGACAUUGGCUGGGAUACGUGGAUCAUCCAACCUGUGGGCUAUGAGGCUUACGAGUGCAACGGCAUGUGCAACCCACCAAUGACCUCCGAGGUCUCGCCUACCAAACACGCAAUAGUGCAGACACUGCUGAGUGCUAAGAGUCCAGAGAGAGCAUCGCGUGCCUGCUGUGUACCCACUAAGCUGGAGCCUAUCUCACUCCUUUAUCAUGACAACGGGGUGAUCACUUUCAACCACAAGUAUGAGGGAAUGGUGGUGGCCGAGUGUGGCUGUAGAUAG